AUGAUUUCUCACUCAUCUCUCCAACCUUUCUCUGUCCCUUUGACUCCCCCCAGGGAAAUCAACUCCGCUUCAAAGGAAAACGCCCUUCCAGCCACUUACGCAAUGAAUUCAGGCCCAUGUACAGUUAUCGAGAACGGGACUCGAUGUGCAUGUUCACGAGGUCUUUUUUUACUGGAACAUGGAGUAAACUUUGAACUGUUGAUAUGCAAGACAAAGACGUGUAAUCAUUUACUUAAAGAACACCGGGCUGCUGAUAAUGAACCACCUCCGACUGAAUCCUCUCCGACCGAAUCCUCUCCGACCGAAUCAUCAGCAUCUGCCGGCAAUCCUAAUCACACGCAAUAUCACUCCUUGGGAUCUACUAGGUAUAAAACGAGAUGUUUACGCCAGGAUACGGUGUCAAAACUUGCAGCCGCCGUUGAUUCUCAAAAUGUUAUUCACAUACGGGGGACACCAGCCAGCGGGAAAACGGUCCUGUCCCAACUGCUGCUGGACUACUACCUCACGAAUAAUAGAAAGGCGUUUUUACUUGAGGCAUGGGAACCACUGGAAGCUUCCCAAAGCGGAGACCCUUGGACUCGAUUCGGCUUGCACCUGCAACAAAAAUAUCCUAAAUUCGAUAAAACGUGGAAAUCUGUUCCUGCAAACACUGUAAUUCUUAUUGAUGAAGCUCAGAAUUCAUACCGGGACACGUACUUCUGGAACACGGUCAUCAAGAGCCGAAGGUCUGGGGAAGGCAAAGAUAUAAAGAUUUGUCUUUUCUGUUCCUACGGAAGCCCUUCGACAGGUGUGGAGGAAGACGAUAAUGAAAAUGGAUUUACUCCAGUUACCUUCGGUCCCGCGCAGCGCAUUACACUGACCCCUCAACUUGGCAAAGAUUCGCCAAAAAUUGGCUUGUUUUACACAGAAGAUGAAUUUUGUGAAGUUGUAUCACUUCUGACGACAAACAAAUUCGAUGAACCCUUCACAAUUGAUAAGGCAGCUAUGGACUACAUAUAUGACCUGACAAAUGGGCAUCCCGGAGGGGUGACAGCCACGGUCGAUUUUCUUCAGGAUCGGUAUCGCAAUCUCCUCAAACACAAAAAGAUCCGUACAAUCACGAUGGAUCAUGUUCUUAAAGUUUUGAUGGAUGAGAAUGAUUACUUUAGGUUUCUCGCGAAUCAUGCUGUUUAUCGCUCAUUUCCUAGAGGACGACGCCUUACAUCUGAAGUUGCUGAUGCAUUGGGCAGGAUUUUAGUCAAUGGAAGCAUACCAUUCGAUAUUGAUGAUGCGGCCAUGCAGAAAUGCUAUAAGAGAGGCUGGGUUCACCGGAUAGCUGAAGGACAGAUACCACUAACACAUGAUGUUGCUGUCCUGCCGUCGCGCUUGCAUGAAGUAUGGCUUGAAUGGUUCAUGGGCAACAAGCCGAAGCAUUUACCCGACAGAUUCGACCAGUUACGUACAUUAUGCCAGGAGGUUCUCGAAAAUUUUUCAAAGAUUAGCCUGAGACAUGCUGCUGAAGGCAAGAAAAUCUCGACUGCAGCAAAACCCAGGCCCAUGGAGGCGCAAUAUCAGGAUGAAUUUUAUAGGGCAUUUUGCAACGUGGCAGGCAUCGGCGUACCUCUCUGUAGUGAAUGGUCAAGGAGUGGUAAUGGCCGAGUUGACUUUUACAUUCCACAGAAGCAGUGGGCUAUCGAGUUGCUUCGGGAUUAUGAUCGGGUUGAUGAACAUAUCUCCCGAUUCUAUCCGGGGGGGAAGUACUUUCCCUGGUUGCAGGAGAAGAAGGUUGUAGACUGGAUUAUUAUCAACUGUGCUUCCUCUCCCCCUACAUGUUCAUAUUCCGAGCAGAACCUCUGGACCGCCGUCUUUACCAAUUGUUAUUCUGAUUUGAAAGUGUAUGAUCAUCGAAUGCGUCCUUUGUUUUCUGUUCCUCUCCACAAUUAG
Messenger RNA from Aspergillus puulaauensis, 1923 nucleotides. RefSeq lists its product as uncharacterized. The record is from RefSeq and is a predicted model, not a curated record. The transcript has 5 exons. The coding region runs from base 1 to 1923 and encodes 640 amino acids. Lineage: Eukaryota; Fungi; Ascomycota; Eurotiomycetes; Eurotiales; Aspergillaceae.